AUGGAAAAGCUUGAGAGGAGUAGUUUUUUGUCCCAUACGCUUCACAUGUAUGGGACUGACUUAACACAAAUGGCUAAAGAGGGAAAGUUAGAUCCAGUUAUAGGAAGGAGUAAAGAAAUAGAGAGGGUUCAACAAAUCCUAUGCAAAAGGAGGAAGAACAACCCUUGCCUUCUGGGUGAUCCAGGUGUAGGGAAGACUGUGAUUGCAGAAGGGCUUGCUCAGGCCAUUGUCAAUAAAGCUGUUCCAUUGAAACUCCAGGGAAAUACGGUGUUUUCCCUAGAAAUGGGACGUCUUGUUGCUGGAACCACAUAUCGUGGGGAUUUUGAGGAAAGAAUGGUAAGUUUGAUUAAUGAAGUGAAGCGAAGUGAUGGGAAAAUCAUUCUCUUCAUUGAUGAACUUCACACUCUAAUAGGAGCUGGUUCUUCUUCAAGAGCUCUUGAUGCAGCCAAUAUACUGAAACCAGCUCUUGCAAGAGGAGAAAUCAAGUGCCUGGGAGCAACAACAGUUUAUGAGUACAGGAAGUACAUUAAGAAGGAUCCAGCACUGCAGAGGCGAUUCCAAACGGUGGAUGUGCCUGAACCAACUGUGGAAGAAGCCAUUGAAAUAUUGAAAGGGUUGAUGCUCAAAUAUGAAAGCUUUCAUGGCGUCAAGUAUGAACAUGAUGCACUUGUUGCUGCAUCUGCUCUAUCAAAGCAAUACAUCAGUGAUGGUUUCCUUCCUGAUAAGGCAAUUGAUGUGAUUGAUGAAGCUGGUGCAAAAGCUCAACUAACCCAAAUUGAGGAUUCAUGUAAGAAAAUCACAGCCACAGAAAUACAUCACAUAAUCUCCACAAAAACAGGUAUACCUAUUGAGACAGUUUCGCAAGUGGAAGCUGAAAAACUGCUGAAAUUAGAGGAAGCUCUGCAGAAAAAAGUUGUGGGACAACAUGAAGCUGUGGAAGUAAUAAGCCAAGCCAUAAGAAGGGCACGUGCUGGUAUGAGAGACCCUGAGAAGCCUAUUGCAUGUUUCUUAUUCACAGGUCCAACUGGUGUUGGAAAAACUGAACUGGUUAAGGCUUUGGCUGUGGAAUAUUUUGGAUCCAUGGAAGCUAUGGUGAGGAUUGACAUGAGUGAGUUCAUGGAGAAACACACAGUUUCAAAGCUCAUUGGUUCACCACCAGGGUAUAUAGGUCAUGAUGAUGGUGGGCAACUCACAGAAGCUGUUCGUCGGAAACCUCAUUCUUUGAUUCUCUUUGAUGAGAUUGAGAAGGCUCACAGAGAUGUUUUCAAUGUGUUUCUUCAGAUUAUGGAUGAUGCUAGGCUCACAGAUUGCAAAGGGCAAGUUGUGGACUUCAAGAACACUGUCAUAAUAAUGACAUCAAAUGUAGGGUUUGGAAAUCAAGGCAAUGGCAACUUGGCUGAGGAGCUGAGGAAGAACUUUAGGGAUGAGUUCUUGAACAGGCUUGAUGAGAUUGUUGUGUUCAAAAGCCUUUCGGAGUCUGAGUUGAAUGAGAUAGUGAAUAUAAUGCUUUGUGAUGUUUGUAAAAGGGUUGAGGCAAAGAAAAUGAAGCUGAAUAUGAGUGAUAGAUUCAAGAGAAAGUUGGUUGAGGAAGGUCACAAUUCUAGGUAUGGGGCAAGGCCUUUGAAGAGGGCAAUAACUAGACUUCUUGAGGACACAUUGUCUGAUAAAAUACUUGAAGGCUUUAUUGGAGAGGGUAGCCAUGUAUACGUUGACCUUGAUGAUGAUGGUGAAGUGGUAAUUGCUAGUUCUUGA
This is a messenger RNA of Vigna unguiculata (cowpea), 1752 nucleotides long. Its product is annotated as ATP-dependent Clp protease ATP-binding subunit ClpA homolog CD4B, chloroplastic-like. Gene Ontology annotation, molecular function: ATP hydrolysis activity; ATP binding. Gene Ontology annotation, biological process: cellular response to heat. The record is from RefSeq and is a predicted model, not a curated record. Gene Ontology annotation, cellular component: cytoplasm. NCBI's taxonomy places the organism in Eukaryota, Viridiplantae, Streptophyta, Magnoliopsida, Fabales, Fabaceae.